Malaya genurostris is the source of this 4811-nucleotide messenger RNA. RefSeq lists its product as uncharacterized. Gene Ontology annotation, biological process: nucleobase-containing compound metabolic process. The record is from RefSeq and is a predicted model, not a curated record. Lineage: Eukaryota; Metazoa; Arthropoda; Insecta; Diptera; Culicidae. The transcript has 7 exons. Gene Ontology annotation, molecular function: nucleic acid binding; 3'-5' exonuclease activity. The coding region runs from base 954 to 4016 and encodes 1020 amino acids.
UAGACAAACUUUGAUUGAUUCGGUCGCGAUACGUCGUGGAAAGAGGACCUGUUUGUGUUGAAAAGUGUUUCCGUUUUUUCCUGCUAGCCAGUUGUAUGCUGCAACCGCGUCGUCCGUGCCGUCGCUACGGUUUCAAUACGAAAGGAGGUCGAAGUAUAUAUUUUUUUGUAUCGGUCGCUUUGGAUUAUAUCCCACUAUUUGAAAGUGCGAGUGCUUCUCUUGUGAAAAUAUUGCGAUUUCACAGCACUCAAAUCCCUGACGCGAGGAUCAUAUCGUGGCAAGUGACAAAAGGCUUGGAUAGAAGGUGCCCAUUAAAUUAACAAAAGUAACUAUUGUACCGUCAAGUGUUUCAACUGGUUCGUAGUUUUUAUCACGAAUUGAAGGAAUUUUUCACUUUACUGUGCGAAACAUAGCAGCUCAAUUUUAUGGUUAUCUUUGUAGAUCAUUCACGCGAUCAGUGUAAUCAGUAUAGCCUCAGUGUAGCCUCUGCAGUCUGAUUUAAUGUUCAAUAAUUUAGAAUUAGAAAUCAAAAUUAUUAAAACAAACACAUUCGUGUAGGUGAAUGUAAAAAUUCCUAAAGAAUAAUCGAGCUUCGCACCCACACAAGUCUUCUCGAUCGGUAGUGGAAGCGCAGGUGGAAAAGAGUGCAGAAAAAUCACUUAGCACGCGAGAAAUAUCGGGGUUUUGUUCAUCUAUAGCUGUGUAGUAUUGACACACAUAUACAAAAUACCGUUUCUUGAAUCGCGCGAUUGUGCAAGAAAGGUGUCGUCCGUGAAAGAGCGAGUUAAUGGUAAAUAUUAAAGGAAACACGAGCUGUGAUUGAUAUUCCACCAUUUAUCGGCAUCGGUCUGACGGAUUACCAUUUUCGGGUGGAACCACCACUAGCAGCGGCAAUAUAAAAGAUCAUUUGCUGAUUUUCGGCGCACCCAACCCAGCAGAUUAACAUCAUCAUCAUGGAGUCGAUGGAGUAUGAAAUGGCACGCAAUAUGACGCUGUUGUUCUUUCUCGAACGGCUGCUGGAUCGCGGAGAGCCCCGCACACUGCACGAUCUGUCGUGUCAGUUCGGUGCCCGAGGAUUCACCAAGGAAAUGAGACAGAUCGCCGGUGGCAGUCAGUCAGGUCUCAAAAAGUUCCUCUCCCAGUACCCAGCGCUGUUCGAGAUCAACGGCGAUUUUGUCCACAUCAACAGCUACACAUCGAGCAGCGUGGACGAUUCGUCGAUUCCGGGCAAACGCGACUACAUCCAGGAGGCGAAAGACUACUUCAAACACAAACUGCUCCAGUACGGCAAAGGCACUGAGGUACCGAUUCGUAGCUUGCUGGGUCACCGCAGUCAGGCGUCACCCCAGGUGCGACACAUAUCCGGUCAGCACAUCCGCGAGUUUACGGAAUUUCUGCUCAAACAUCCGGACACAUUUCACGUGGUGGACGGAGAGAAUGUUGUGCUGGUUGGGUGCGAGAACGAAGAGGACGUGCCGGCUUCGGAACGGUUGCAUCUUCCGAACUCAUUCAUCGACACACAAGCCACCCAGCAGCUGCUGGACUCAUUUGCUCAAGUGAUAGAAGUUAAGGGCCCUAUUAUAGUCGAUCAGCUCUUCCACAUGGUGACCUCGAACUUCCCGCAGGAACAGUGGUUCCAUAUGUUCAAGAACCCUAGUGAUUUGAAAACAUUUCUGAAGCUAUUUUCAGAUUGCUUCCAUAUCCAAUCCAAUCUAGUCACGCUAUUGCAAAAGCCAAAGCUGUCCGAUUCACACAUUCGGCAAGCUCAGGAUAAGCUGAAUCUUUCCAAUAGCACAUUUGGCCCGGGCAGCACUGGCACCGGUAGUGGCGGUAGUGCCAUUGGCAGUGCGAACGGUAGCGGUAACACAAGUCGGACAGCCUCACCGAAAAAUUUAAUAGGAGAUUUUAAACUUAACGAACCGGUAUCGGUCGGAAUCGGACCGAACAAUCCGACCAAUGUACUGAAUAACAUAAAAAACGAACCCACCAGUGGUUUCGAUAGUUUGCUAAUCAAUAACGAUUUUAAAAUGGAAAACCUUUGCUCCAAAAAUUGUCCCUCGUUAGCAAAUGCUCCUUACUUAAAAAAUCAACUACUGCAGCAGCAGCAGCAACAACAACAACAACCACAGCAGUAUACGACGGCCAAACCAGAAGUCAAUCCCGCUAAUGCCACGGAAAAAGCAAACCUCAUAAACAACAAUCCGGCUGUGAAUCCGAAAAAUCAAACUCUAAAACAGCGCAUCAACAGUUUGGUGAUCAAAACACUAGCGGAAAAUUUAGAAAAAGAUAAGCAAUCAAUGUCUGCCAUUCAGCAAACUCAUCACAGUAUUGCGGUCGGUCCCGGAGGCGGCGGAACGCAAGGAAACAAUAACCAAUCGCCUCACCCGGUGUCGCCAACGCCGACCAGUCCGGUGCAUUCGAACAACUACUUCAUCGGAGACACUUGGAAAAUCAAAGUUCUUCAAAACACACGGGUGAUUUCGACCGUCAAGGAGUCCCUGUUCGUCACUCAGGCCAUUUUGAAAUCGGCUUACGAAGAUCAGGCGGUCAUAUCGUUCGACUGCGAAGGUAUAAAUCUGGGCGUACGGGGACAGAUCACCAUAAUUCAGCUGGGAACGACUCGAGGAGAAGCGUUCAUUUUCGACGUUGCCACUUGCCCGGAUAUGGUCGCGCACGGUGGCAUCAAGGAGAUUCUCGAGGCGGAAAAAGUUAUCAAGGUCAUACACGACUGUCGGAACGAUUCGGUCAAUCUGUAUAACCAGUUUCAGAUCCUACUGCGGAAUGUGUUUGAUACACAGUCUGCCCAUGCCGUGCUGCAGUUCCAGGACCAGGGUAAGCAGGUCUAUAAAGUGAAGAACGUGUCACUUAAUACCUUAUGCGAGAUGUACAAUGCUACCGUUAAUCCGAUGAAGGAUCAGCUGAAGAAUGUAUAUCGUAGGGAUCAAAAAUACUGGGCCCGGAGGCCACUGACUCGAGACAUGCUCCUGUACGCCGCGGGAGAUGUGCUCAUAUUGAUCAACGAACAACUCUACCUCAAUAUGGCAUCUUCCAUUAAACCUGAAUACCGAGAAUUACUUUCGGAAUUGUCUACUGAGCAGAUUUUAAUGUUAAUCCGCCCAGUUGACGUCAAAAUGCGCAAGAAGCAGCGCAAAGUUCGCUCCGAAAUCCAGGAUCUUAAAGUCAAACUCAAAGGUGCCAGCAAAAAUGUGGUGCUAAGCAAUCGAGAGAUACGAUUAUUAAGAUACAUGGAUCUAACCGAGGAUGAAAAGGAGAAGCUAAGAGUAUCCUACAAAGUGGCCAAAAAGCUAGACAAAUUGGAAAACUUUGACAGGGAUCGUGGCGACGCGAGCGAUUCCGACGACGAGUGCGAUGUGGCGGAACAGGAGUACCAAAGUCUGGACAGUGUCCCAUCGGACAACUCGCUGCCGGGCUCGGGCACGGGUGGACCCGGUACAUUUUCCCCGAAAAACUCGGAACCACCGAGUUUGACCGAAUCGAUGCAACUGAUGGACGAAAUUCUUUCCAACACGACUAUGGAUCGGAUGGCUAAAAUCGACAAACUCGAAGCAAUUCUUUCCGCUGCUACACUGCUACCGAACGACCAGUCUUUCACUGAGACAAUGAACAAUUUUAAUUCCAAUACUAUAGUAGUAACUAACGAUAAUAUUCUGCAGCCGGCGAAAAAGGAGGAACCGAAAGGAAGAUCAUCCAAACCCAUCAUUGGUGGUGGGGGGACUUCCUCCACCGGCAGCACCUUCACUGGUGGUGCCUCGAAGGUUUCGUCCCGUCUGCAUCAGCACGGGACUACACCGCCACCAUCGGCAACAUCCGCACCGAUGGCACCGAAAGCCGAAACUAAAGAGGCUGGAUGUCAAACGCUGAGCACUGGGGAUAUUGUUAUCACAAAAAUUUUCUUCAAAGAAGAACUAGACAAAAAGCCGGAAAAAAUGAUCACUUCAACGACGAAACGGAACGGUGAAACGAUGCAACAGCAGCAACAACAGGUGCAGGCCUGAAAGUGGACGAGAGGACGAUCGCGACCGAUCACACGAACCACCGGCGGUGGUUUCGUUGUCCACCAAGGCCACAAACGUUGUGAAUAGGUUUGGUUUUUCUUGUGUUUGUUUUUGGACAAGUUUUUUUUCAGUAUGGAUAUCAAAUAUCUGCUAAGUAGCGAGUAUGCGAGGCGAACAUUUGUUUUUUUUUUCAGAAGAGCGAGUGAACACGAAAGAAUGCAGCAGAAGAGCGAAGCAAUAAUUUAUGAGUUAAAUACGUAUAUAUUUUUUAAUAACAAGAAAUAACCGUAUUUAUGAGAAGAAAAAAAACUAAGGUAACACCGGUAAGACUAGGAGAAAAGUUAUAAAUUGUACAGUAACUAUGAAGAUUUGUAGAUUUGAGACACGGUCAAUGAACCAUUAUCAAUAUUAGUUUUUGAUAGUAAUAUAUUUAAACGAGGAGGAAAUUGUAAGCAUAGCUAAACUCUUCCAUGAACCACUCAAUGGCGAGGAUUUUUUUUUGUGCGUAGCAAACAGACAUAGGAUAGUAAACCAUUUUUACUCCUACGAUAGUUAACAAUGGAAAAGUAUAAAGUGAAAUGUUAGAUGAAAUUUGCUUCUAUUAUACACUAGUUAGAAAGGUACUAACUUUAAUUGCAUAUUUGAUGAACUUUGUGAAACAUUUUCAUAGAACGAAACUGAAGAAAAGUUUAUAUAACGAAAAUUCUAAUAAAAACCGCAAAAUAUUCUAACAAUAUAUUUAAAGAACGAUGCAAAAAAAAUAGAAAAACAAUAAAACCGAAGAACAUAAUAUUA